AUGGAGCCAGAAAUUGACCCAGCCUCCCUCUUCCGGCCGGGCAAGAGGCGGAAGUUCCAGCGACGCCGGCCAGAGGACAACGACGAGGAAUCGCCUUCUGCGACAGAAGAUGUUGCUCGUGUUUCAGAAUCAUCUACACCUCCGUCCUGGCAGGAUGCCCCAAGCUCUGUCCCCACAGCAGAGAUUCUUCGUUCGCGACGGCUUCAGCGAGCUCGAAAGGGUGGCAUCGAAUUCUCCGCCACCUCGCGGCCACCGGCCGGUAAGAAUAGUCAAACGGCCGUUUCAACCGUGGCGGAGGAGGAUCAAGAAAAUGAAAGAUUGCGAGCAAUGUGCGAUCGAUUCACGGCCCAUACUGGCCAAACAGUUGAUGUUGACAAGCAUAUGAUGGAUUUUAUAGAGUCUGAAAUGGCUAAGCGAUACCGGCGCGAUAAUUCGACCGAGGUUGCGAUGCAUGAUACACCUUCGGCGACUGAACCGAAAGCGGCUGCUCUGUCUUCUGCUGACCUUCCCCAACGCGAACCGGCGUCUCUUGGGAAACUGCACGAAAUUGAUCUUGGUCACGAGACUACGUUGCAGAAUAUUGCCCGUACAGAGGCAGCGACGAAGAGACUCGCCGGGGAUGGCGAUCAAAGCCCACCCACCGAGCAGAGCUCCGGGCCCAAGAUGGCCCCGGCAAAUGGGGACCAGAAGACGUGGCGCAAUCGGAAACGACGGACGAGUGAAGACAUCGAACGAGAUCGACUGGUGGAGGAAGUAUUACGGGAAAGUAAAUUGGAUGUCUACGAGGGGCCAGAAGAGGAAGGUGACGAAGCAGUGGGUGAGGAUGGGCAAGCGGCCGAUGAUAGGGUGGCAGAGCAGUUCAGAAGGGACUUUCUCGAUGCCAUUCAAUCCCGGCGUCGUGUUGCGCGAGCAAGGAAUACGAAGACAACCAAGCCUGAGGCUCCGCGCGGGCCCAAAUUGGGAGGCAGUAGAAGUGCCAGAGCAGCGAUGCGGGAGAUGCAAGAUAAGUCUACCCGUAAAUGA
Aspergillus costaricaensis CBS 115574 is the source of this 1023-nucleotide messenger RNA. Its product is annotated as telomere length and silencing 1 family protein. Gene Ontology annotation, cellular component: spliceosomal complex. The record is from RefSeq and is a predicted model, not a curated record. Lineage: Eukaryota; Fungi; Ascomycota; Eurotiomycetes; Eurotiales; Aspergillaceae. Bases 1 to 1023 code for a protein of 340 amino acids. The transcript is spliced from 3 exons. Gene Ontology annotation, biological process: mRNA splicing, via spliceosome.